AUGGCCUCAGAGUCGCCCCAGCUGGAUGCUACUUCAUCCCAGGCGGGUUCAGGGGAGCAGAUCGCCACCACUCCCAUCGAUAGCGCCAAGAGAAAGGCGGAACAGACCAACGGAACCCAAACGCGCACCAAGCGGAAUCGCUACAUCUCCAUCGCCUGUAAUGAAUGCAAGCGUCGCAAGAUCAAGUGCAAUGGCCAGGUGCCUUGCCAGCGAUGUGGGCACCUCAAUUUAGAAUGUCGAUAUGCCCCCAAUUGCUGUAACAACAACUUUAAGGAAUCCGACGAGUUUCGGUCCAUGAAGGCCCAGAUCAACACCCUUCAGGAUCAAGUUAACAGCCUCUUCACGAAUCUGAAUGAUCUUCGUACUCAGCGAUCUUCAGUCGACUCUCCCAAUCUGGACGGAUUUUCGCAUGAUGGCUCUCACUCCGUCUUCACCCCGAUGCAUAGUCAUACGGGGCUAGCCAGACCGCGUGCCCGACAUCCUCGAUUCCAUGGCCCCACGAGCUCUGCUUUCAAUUUCGAUGUAGCCCGGUCGAGUCUUCAGAAUAUGGGCAUCGCGCCUGGAGAUGAAGUCAUCGCGGAUGAUUUGACCACGGCACAUGGUACGCCUGCUGCCUCACCUCCCCCGAUGGCUUCCUUUAUCCCUCCGGUUCAUCCCACCAAGGAUCCCAUUUGGGCCAUCAAGCGCGACGAAGCUCUGCGGCUCUGUCGCAUCUAUGAAGAAGAGAUCGGCAUCAUGUAUCCGCUGGUCGAGAUUGAGAAGGUGACCCAGCAAGCGAGUCUGCUGUACACGUUCAUGGAAGCAGCCACGCGGACCGGGUUCACCAAACGGGGAAUGCUCGGGUCGGAUGGCCUUCAGGAUGACGCGACUAACCUGCUCAAGAUGAUUAUCGCGACAACGCUGGUCGUUGAGGGAGGUGGUCAGAGCGAGCUUGGUCAGCGUCUAUUUCUGAGCGUGAAGCCCGUGAUUGAGUCCAAGCUGUGGGGUCCCUUGGACAUUAAAACCAUUCAGCUAUAUGGAAUGGUGGCAACGUAUCACUUUCAUACGGACGACGACGCUAUGGCUUAUCGCGUCAUUGGUCUCGCCGCGCGGAUGUGCCUUGAACUCGGGCUGCAUCGACGUGAUGCGCUGGUCAAGUCCUUUCCCGAGGAACAGUGGCCCGAAAUUGUCAAGAUAUUCUGGGCUAUCUAUAGUCUGGACCGGCGGUGGAGCCUCGGCACCGGGCUCCCGUUCGUUAUCCAAGACGAGGAUAUUGAUCCAAACCUUCCAGAGCCGGAUCCGUCGGUGCCGUAUUUAAGGAGUAUGGUUUCGUACAACCGCAUCAGCUCCAAGAUCUGGUAUUCCGGUCUUGGCUCGGAGGGCACCACCGACAUUCGCCGUGACGAAAUCGGGUACCUAGACUACCAGAUCCUUCAGUGGUACAAACAGGUUCCGGAUGCGCUGAAGUUCUAUCCGGUCGAGUCGCCCAAGCAUACGGAGACAGCUAGUCGGGGGAUCCGACGACUACGAGUACUCUUGUAUCUGCGCAUGAACCAACUCCGGAUUCUCAUCUACCGCCCGGUCCUGCACUCGGCCGCCAGCAUCGCAGAGGACAAGGGGCAUGCUCAGACUGUUGUCGAUGUCGCCAAAGAUACGGUCCGGGUCCUCACCCGGCUGAACCAGACGUCCGACAUCUACCGGACGCAACAGAUCACAUUCAACUAUUUCCUCGUGGCCGCUCUGGCCGUCCUUUUCUUAGCCGUGUGCCAUGCACCUGUGGAGUUCAACCGCCAGGUACGAGAUGAGUUCUACAUGGCACUUGACUUGGUCAACGGGUUCAGCACCAAAUCGUACGUGUCCAAACGACUAUGGAAGACCAUCAAGGGCCUCCGAAAGAUUGGCGAGGGGCUGGGUGUUCUGGUCCGGCCGUUCGGAUCAGACACCAACGACCCGCAUUCCACCGCGGCGGUUGCAAUGGCGGGUCUGGCCGGUCAUUCCAUCGAGGACCUGUCCAUGUAUGGGCCCAUGGAUGGGGCCGGUGAACUGGGGAAUAGUCCCCUGAACGGGCUACAGAUGAGCCACGAGCUCACCAAUCUGUUCGAGGCUGUCGGGGGCUUUGGCAAUCUGAUUGCUCCCAACACGGCGUCCGACGGGAUGAACGGGUUCGUUGGCCACGGCAGUGAGAUCCACAACACGGGGGAAGGGCUUUCGGGGGUCUUGGGAGAUGAGGGGGAGCUUUCUCGGGUGAUUCGCGAUCUGUUUUGA
Messenger RNA from Aspergillus candidus, 2244 nucleotides. Its product is annotated as transcription factor domain-containing protein. The transcript is spliced from 6 exons. The coding region runs from base 1 to 2244 and encodes 747 amino acids. NCBI's taxonomy places the organism in Eukaryota, Fungi, Ascomycota, Eurotiomycetes, Eurotiales, Aspergillaceae. The record is from RefSeq and is a predicted model, not a curated record. Gene Ontology annotation, biological process: DNA-templated transcription; positive regulation of transcription from RNA polymerase II promoter by galactose. Gene Ontology annotation, cellular component: nucleus. Gene Ontology annotation, molecular function: RNA polymerase II cis-regulatory region sequence-specific DNA binding; zinc ion binding; DNA-binding transcription factor activity, RNA polymerase II-specific.